This is a messenger RNA of Myzus persicae (green peach aphid), 965 nucleotides long. RefSeq names its product calcium and integrin-binding protein 1-like. The coding region runs from base 179 to 760 and encodes 193 amino acids. The transcript has 5 exons. Gene Ontology annotation, molecular function: calcium ion binding. The record is from RefSeq and is a predicted model, not a curated record. Lineage: Eukaryota; Metazoa; Arthropoda; Insecta; Hemiptera; Aphididae.
UAUUAUAGUAUUAUAUAAGUCUGUGAUAAAUAUUAAUAACAGUAUACGAAAGUUUAAAAUAAUUUUUGUUUUUUGUGUAAUAUUUGUUGAGGCAUUAACAAAUGACAAAACGUACUAUUUUUAUUGGUUUAUAAUUAAUUCAAUGGACUGUUAAGAGAAGUUAUUUACUAUAGAUCAAAUGGGCCAAAAAUCUAGUCAAUUCUCCACCGAAGAGUUAAAUGACUAUCAGGAUCUCACUUAUUUUACAAAAAAAGAAGUUUUGAUGUGUAUGUGUAAUACAAUGUUUAGUGCACAUGAAAAGUUCAAAUCUUUAGCUCCUGAAAAAGUGGGACAUAAUAAAAAUGCCAAAUUAGCCCUAAACAAGGUCCUUAAGCUACCUGAAUUGGCAGCUAAUCCUUUUGGUGAACGCAUGUGUCAAGUAUUCAGUUCCAGCCAAGAUGGAGAUUGUACAUUUGAAGAUUUUUUAGAUAUGAUGUCAGUAUUUAGUACUAUGGCACCUGCAGAUGUAAAGGCUGAACAUGUCUUUAGAAUUUUUGAUUUUGAUGGUGAUGACAUGUUGGGCGUUGGAGAUAUAAAAAAAGUAAUUCAAUGUUUAAUUGGAGAACAAAAUGCCUUUAAUGAUAAUGAUCUGAAACGUUUGGUACAAAAAAUAUUUGAAGAAGUAGAUUUUGAUGAUGACGGCGCUCUUUCAUUUUCUGAAUUUGAACACGUAACUGACAUGUGUCCAGAUUUUGUUAAGAUGUUCAAUAUUAAACUUUGAAAAGAUAAGCUAAGGAGAAGAAUAAGUUGGAAAAUAGUGUACACAUAUUAAAAAAAAUUUUAUGAACAAAUUAUACUUCAUUAUUAUUUGUUUUAAUUAUUAUUUAUUUAUUACAACUUGAUGCAUAAUAUAAUAUAUAAGUUGAGGAUAUUGAUUGGCUUAUGAAAACAUGUAAAAUAAAAAUAAAAAAGUGAGUUUUGUUCAA